GUGGGGGGUCGUGGGAAUACUCAAGUUCAAGUUGUUCUAGAACGUCUCCCACUAGGUCGAGAUCGCGCAAAUUGGCUGCUCAGCGCUCGGGCCUCAGGACUCAGUAUUCAGUAUCGACUUCGGCCUAUUUCAUAUAAUACGGGAUGCUAAUGUCGACGAUCUGUUCUUCUGAAAAUCAAGAUAAGAUGGAGCUGAACAAGGACGUACAUUUUCUCGGUACCAUCGGCGGUGUCGUUGUGGCGAAAGCUCAGCUCAUCAAGGCUGUAUACGAUUGUGUUCAUGGAUUCAUAGGAGCCUGGUCGACUCAUCGAGCGACGCCCUGCUGCAGAUUUACAUCAUGGAAUUGGCGUAAACAAUGCGUUUCGCUGCUGCACAACAGGGGUUUUCAUAGGUUUUCAUAUGGAGCUUUAUAAAAACUAUCCGUGCUCCGAGAGCCAAUCGCGUACACAUUCACGACUUAGGAUCGAAGACAGCCCGCGUUUUAAUUCAAUCAAC
Messenger RNA from Suillus subaureus, 495 nucleotides. RefSeq lists its product as uncharacterized. The transcript is spliced from 3 exons. Bases 144 to 413 code for a protein of 89 amino acids. The record is from RefSeq and is a predicted model, not a curated record. NCBI's taxonomy places the organism in Eukaryota, Fungi, Basidiomycota, Agaricomycetes, Boletales, Suillaceae.